ACAAACAUCCCAGACACGACUCACAUCCUGAAGCUCGACGCAAACUGCAAACACUGCAAGGCAAAAAAAAUUGUGUCUGAGACUGACGGCUUCUGCUGUCGCAAUGGCCAGAUCGAACUUAAACAACCUGAGCCAAUCCCAGAGCUGAUGAGGCUAUGGUCAAGCAUGGAUGCAGAUUCUAGACAUUUUCGGGAAAACAUACGCUUCUUCAACGGGCAUUUCACCUUCACAACCCUUGGCGUCAGCCUUGAUGAGAACUACACAAACAUGAAGUCUGGGGUGUACACAUUCCGGGCACACGGCACCAUCUACCACAAUGUGCAUUCGUUCGGGCCUAGCUCCCGUCCUGAGCAUCUGUAGUUAUACUUCUAUGAUGAUGACCCAACCAUCACUCAUCGUAAGGCGGCCACCAAGCAAUUAGACCAAGAUGUCGUGAAGAAGUUAGUAGACAUACUCAAAGAAAACCCGUACUCCCAGCAAUUUAGGAGUUUGGGUGCACACAAGGACAACCUCGAUGAUUACAGGAUAGACCUAAACACCGAUAAAAGGCUUGACCAAAGAAGAUAUAACAGACCGUUGUCAUCUGAGGUCGCUGCAAUUUGGGUUGAGGGCAACGACCUAGCAAAAAGGUUUGACCGGAGGAUAACACUUUGUGGUAAUAACAACGAAAGGCACAGUAUACAUGUGACCUCCGGAGCAUAUGACCCUUUGUCUUAUCCCCUAUUCUAUCCAAGGGGAGAACUAGGUUGGCAUCCGAAGCUACCUAAACGUAAUGUUCCUUUGGAGGUUGUACUAAAUCCUCAACUGGUCCAUGAUGAUGAUGAGGAUGCAGAGGGCAACAGCAGGUUGUGCGUCUCUGUCAGAGACUACUACUGUUACAUGCUGCAGACACGGCCUGCGAUCUUUAAUCCCAUACUCUGUGGAGCACGCCUCUUGCAGCAAUGGGCCGUCGACAUGUACGUCAAGAUUGAAAGUUGUCGGUUAAGGUGGUACAAGAAGAACCAGACACAGAUUCGUGCCGACUUGUAUAAAGGAGUUGUUGAUGCGAUCACAUCGGGGGAGACACGAGCAAGCGCUGUUGGGGUAAGAAUAGUUCUCCCUGGAACAUACCCUGGUGGCGACCGCGACAUGAAGAAGAGGCAUAUGGAUGCCAUGGCAAUUGUACAUACAUACGGGAAGCCUGACAUCUUCUUGACCAUGACUUGCAAUCCAAAAUGGGAAGAGAUAACGAAUGAGUUGCUGCCUGGUCAGACGGCGCAAGACCGACCUGAUAUUGUGGCUCGCGUGUUCUUUGGCAAACUAGAGGCUAUGAAGGACAUGUUGUUCAAGAAGCACAUCCUGGGUGUUGUUGUCGCAUAUGUAUAUGUUGUCGAGUUUCAAAAAAGGGGCCUCCCACACGCACAUUUUCUGUUGAUCAUGGACUCAACAUAUAAGCUUAUCGUCCCCGAGCAGUAUGACCGACUCAUUUCCGCAGAGCUCCCAGACAAGCAUAAGUAUCCGGAAUUGUAUGCAAUGGUGGUAAAACAUAUGAUGCACGGACCAUGCGGUGCUCUAAACCCGAAGAAUGUUUGCAUGCAAGAAAACGGAUGCAAGUGCAGAUACCCGCGGUCGUUCAAUGAAAACACAGCACAGGGGAAGGACUCGUACCCAGUUUAUCGACGUAGAGACGAUGGUAGGCGUGCUAAGGUCCGAGGGAAGAUGUUGGACAACAGAUGGGUUGUGCCUUAUAACCCAUACCUUCUGCGGAUGUUCAAUUGCCACAUCAACGUUGAGGUCUGCUCGAGCAUAAAGGCCGUCAAAUAUCUUUACAAGUACAUUUACAAGGGCCAUGAUAAGGCUUCUUUCAGCAUCGACCAGCCCGACGCCGAUGGUAACAUUGAUGAGAUCAAGAGAUACGUUGACACAAGGUGGAUCACCCCUCCGGAGGCUAUGUGGAGGAUAUUUGGCUUUCCACUUUGCGCCAACUACCCUCCUGUCUUGCAGUUGCCUCUUCAUCUCCCGAAUAUGCACAGGGUCGCAUUCAAUGCCCAGGCUGACUUGAAAAAUGUUGUCGCCUCAGAAAAUAUUUCAAAAUCCAUGUUAACGGAGUAUUUCAAGGCUAACCAGGAACACCCUCGGGCUAGAAAUAUAUUGUACAAGGAUUUUUCCGGAAGCUUCACGUGGCAGAAGAAAAAGAAGUUUUGGAAGCCGCGGGUCGAGCGUUUUCAAAUAGGUCACAUCGUGUCUGCCAAUCCUGUCGAGGGGGACCGAUACUAUCUGCGUGUGUUGCUAAACCAUGUUACGGGCAAAACAUCCUUUGACGACUUGCUCACCGUGGACGGCGUGCUAUGUGGGAGCUUUAGAGAGGCUGCUGAAAGGUUGGGACUCAUCGAGGCAGACAACACGCUCGACGACUGUCUUACUGAGGCUGAGCAGUGGGCGAUGCCAUGUUCUCUUAGGAGGCUCUUCGCAACCAUCUUGAUGCACUGCGAGCCAGGCGACGUGCGUGGUUUAUGGGAUAGGCAUGAAGGAAGUAUGUCAUACUAA
Molecule: messenger RNA, 2526 nt
Organism: Aegilops tauschii subsp. strangulata
Lineage: Eukaryota; Viridiplantae; Streptophyta; Magnoliopsida; Poales; Poaceae
Source: RefSeq, a predicted model, not a curated record